AUGGCCUCUUCGCUCGCUCACCCAUCCCAUCCAAUACCCCGCCCGUCGCCUCACGCGCUCAUGGACCCGACCGAGCCGGCUCGACCGCCACCUGCUUUCGGGCCUUCUUCGCACGCGCAGGACGGGCACGAGCGGUUCGAGGAGGGUGCAGGGAGGGAUGAGAGGUGGGACGCAAGGUGGGAGGCAGUGAGGGAGCAGCAGGCGAGUGGGGCGGCAAGCGCACCGAGCGAUCAGGCCUCUCAUGGAGGCAACAGUGUCCGACCGUCUCUCGCUUCGCCCGUCUCGUCUCCCGACCGUGACCCCGACGCCCUUCUCUCGCCUCACGACUCGUCCCACCUCUCUCCGACGACUACUUCUCCCCCCUCUUCCUCUUCUCACCCCCGUCGCCCACCCUCUGCCCUCUCCUCAACCUCCGCCUCCUCCCACUCACACCCCUACACAUCCCUCUCCUCGCCCCGCUCUCAGCCUCCCCAACCUCCCUCAUACGCAAGCAGCAGCUUCACUUCGGCCACGGCGUUCGAUUACGACGAGUUGCUGGGACCUCGGCCGGCGCAGAGGGCGGGAGAAGAAGGUGAGAGGAGGGAGAGCAGGUUGACGGGAUUGGGGUUCGUCACGAGUCCGAAGAUGCGGGAACGCGACGUAGCUGGGGGAGUCGAGGGAGGCGUGGAGGCGGGAGAGGAAGAACGCGAUCGCGAACGAUGGGCUCAACUCCGUUCGUUGCGCCUCGAAUCACCCGCCACGGAUCCAACACCCUCCAGUUUCUCCCCUCCCUCCGCUACGCCUCUCUCCUUCUCCUCCCAGCGCACCAGCUCCUCCACCACAACGACAACAGCGCAGGUCUCAGCCAGUCCACUGAGCCCGCUCGUAGCGCCUUUUGCGCCUUCUGGAGCGUUGGGCGGGAGGGUCACGCAGGUGGCUGGGGCAGCGAGUCCCUGGGCGACGAGUAGUGCGGCAAUGACAGGAGGAGGGAGGGACGCGGCUGCGAGGGUGCGGGAGGCAAGCUGGAACUCGACUGCUUCGGGAUUCGCCUCGUCCGCCAGUUCGCACCGGCACCUCGCGACUCUCUCAUCGACCUCCUCCUUCCCCGGCUCGCCUGCGUCGCACCUCUCUCCGACCGCUUACCCCGCCCACCCCUCCUCAGGCUUCUCCUCCCCCCUUCCUCCUCCUCACCACAGCGACUCGCCUUCGUACCCUCCCUCUUCCCAUCCAAUGAGCGAAUCAGGCUCGCGCGACUCCCGCACGCUCGGGCUGGUCGAUAAAGGCGGCUACCUCCGUUCUGCGCCUCCGCCGGGUACGACACCAUUGGGUGCUUUCCUCGCCCAAGCGGGCCUCGCCGCCGCGCAACAAUCCGCACAGCAGAACGGCUCGGGCAGCGCAUCGGGUACCGAGUCACUCGGAGCAGGCGAGUCGUCCGAAGCAGUCACGACCAUCUUCGUCGUCGGUUUUCCAGACGACACGACCGAGCGCGAGUUCCAGAACAUGUUUGCCUUUGCCGAGGGCUUCGAAGCUGCGACGCUCAAGGUCCCUGCGCCUCUUUCGGCGCUCGAACUCGCGGCGCAGGAACACAAGGAGCGCGAGGAGGAGGCGAUGGGACUCCUUGCGCCGGUCCCGCCGAUGCCGGGCUUGCCGCCUCACCUCCAAUCCAGCUUGUCGUCCGUCUCCUCGGCGCGCGAGGGAGCUGGAACGCCGAGCUCGACGAAUGGUCAGGCGGGUCAGGGACAGCUCCAGCAACGCAGGCAGAUCAUCGGGUUCGCCAAGUUUCGCACGCGCAGGCAGGCUGCAGAAGCGGUCGAUAUCCUCUCGGGACGGAAGAUUGAUCCGGAGCGCCCGAGCGUGUUGAAGGCCGAGAUGGCCAAGAAGAACCUCCAUACGAGGAAGAGCGUCCCGUCGAGCGUUGUGCUCGAACAAGGACCGCCUUCGCGACUCGGGAUGGGUACGCCGACCGCCUCGCUCCAGCAGCAACAGCAACCUACGCCCCCGACCGCAGUCGAAGCCGCCGCGCCCGUUGCAGCAGCCGCCACGUCCGCCGCGAGCGCCAUCUCCGGCUCAGGCGGCGGAGGACCCUCGAUCCCGCUCUCGGCGCUCGACGCAGGCACGCUCGCUCGACUCGCGAACGCAGGGAACCUCAACCCCGCUGUGCUCGCCGAGAUCGCGAGGCAGAAACUCCUUGCCGCCGGCGGUGGUGGGCACGGCAGGACCGACUCUGCGUACGACGCGUUCCAUUCGGUCCCUGCGCCGCCUACGACUGGACUCGGCUCGACACGUCCCCCUCUGCGCGAGUUGUAUGACGACCCGACUUCCUCGCCGCAGACGGGAUACCCGCCUGGUCCGUCUUCGUCGACUUCCUACGCGCCGUACGUCCCCGCGAACGGCAGGCCGCAGGAGGUCCCGCAGACGGCGAGGCAGGCGGCGUUGCAGAACCCGCUGGCGAGUCCGCCACUCGGCUAUCCCAGUUCGCUCGGCUCGAUUCCGAGGACGCAAAACCCGGCUGAUAUGAAUGCGCCGAAGAACACGCUCUACGUUGGUGGACUGCCUGCCGUUCUUCCUUCGCUCACCGGCCCGUUCAGCGCUUCGCACCUCGAGGACAGCCUCCGCAACGCCUUCUCUCGCUGCCCGGGCUUCAAGCGCCUCCAGUUCCGCAACAAGUCGAACGGCCCUAUCGUCUUCGUCGAGUUCGUCGAUACGGCGCACGCAACGCGCGCGAUGCAGGAGCUCUAUGGCCACACGCUCGGCGGCCUCGUCAAGGGCGGCAUCCGGCUCAGCUACUCGAAGAACCCCCUCGGCGUCCGCUCGAACGGGCUUCCCUCU
Molecule: messenger RNA, 2808 nt
Organism: Rhodotorula toruloides NP11
Lineage: Eukaryota; Fungi; Basidiomycota; Microbotryomycetes; Sporidiobolales; Sporidiobolaceae
Product: RNA binding protein
Exons: 5
Molecular function (GO): mRNA binding
Source: RefSeq, a predicted model, not a curated record